UGAGCAAAACAUCUUUUUCAUUUCCAUCUUCUCUUCACAUUUCCGUUCUCUUCCAUUUCCUUUUCUCCCCGUUUAUAGUUUUGCUUCCACUCCAAAAUCUCAGGUUUAUCGGGUGGGGCGGCUUAACGAUUUUGUUCAAAUGGCGGAGGAGUUUGCGAGGGCCGUGGAGGACGGCUUAAGGCUUUCUAAGCGAAUCUACUUUGGGAAAGAUAGGGCUGUUGCGCCUCCCAAGCCGAUCACGCCCAUGGACAAGACGCCCCAGCAGAUGUAUUUGCCCACGGCCGUCAUGAUUUAUGCCGUCAUCGGUGACCCGGCUAUCGUCGAUAACCCUGACGUUCCCAGCUAUCAGCCUCACGUGCACGGCAGGUGCGAUCCUCCCGCGCUCAUUCCGCUCCAGAUGAACGGCGUUUCGCUGGAAGUUGAUUGCUUUUUGGACACGGCUUUCGUUACCGUUAGCGGCUCCUGGCGAGUGCAUUGCGUCAUGGGUAGCCGCGGCUGUGAUUGUCGUAUUGUAAUUCCUAUGGGUGAACAGGGUUCAAUUCUAGGUGUCGAGGUUGAGGUGCCCAAAAAAUCAUAUUCUACUCAAUUAAUUUCUAUGGACGACGAAAGAAAUGCAGAGAAGGGAGCCAAAGCUGAAGAUGUGUGCUUUUUAAAGCCGCAUAUCUUCACUCUUACCAUACCACAGGUUGAUGGGGGAUCAAAUCUUUCUGUUAAGGUUAAAUGGUCUCAGAAAUUAUCAUAUCAUGAUGGCCAGUUCACCUUGAAUAUUCCCUUUAGUUUCCCUGACUAUGUCACACCUGCUGGAAAGAAAAUUUCUAAAAAGGAAAAGAUACACCUAAAUGUGAAUUGUGGUCCAGAAACAGAGGUUUUGUGCAAGACAACCAGCCAUCCUCUCAAGGAGCUAAGGCGCCAAGCAGGACAGUUGGGUUUCUCAUAUGAAUCAGAAGUUCUUACAUGGUCAAGUUGUGACUUCAUCUUUACGUAUAAUAUUUCUACCAGUCAAAUGUAUGGUGGUGCGCUUUUACAAUCUCCAUCACUGUUUGACGUUGAUCGACGAGAAGCUUUCUGCUUCUAUCUUUUUCCCGGAAACCAGUCUAGAAAGGUCUUCAAGAAAACAUUGAUAUUCGUCAUAGACAUAAGUGGAAGCAUGAGGGGAAAGCCUCUUGAUGAUACCAAGAAUGCUAUUCUUUCAUCUCUGUCAAAGCUCGACUCUGAGGACCUAUUUAAUGUAAUAGCAUUCAAUGGUGAAACUUAUAUAUUCUCAUCAACACUGGUGCCAGCUACCACAGAAGCUAUUGAGAAAGUCACUGAGUGGAUUAACAUGAAUCUUAUUGCAGGCGGCAGUACAAAUAUUUUACUUCCUUUGACUCAGGCAAUGGAGAUGUUAUCUGAUACCAAAAGUUCCAUUCCUAUUAUUUUUCUCAUCACCGAUGGCGCCGUUGAAGAUGAGAGACGCAUUUGUGAUGUUAUGAAACGUCGCUUGAUGGAUAAGAGAAAAAUGUUCCCACGAAUUUAUACAUUUGGGAUAGGUUCAUUCUGUAACCAUUAUUUCCUUCGGAUGCUUGCGAUGAUUGGCCGUGGCCACCAUGAUGCUUCUUAUGAUGCAGAUUCCAUCGACGUUCGAAUAGAAGGCUUAUUUACUAGAGCUUCAUCCAUCAUUCUGGCGAAUAUUGCCUUGGAGAAUGUGGGUGAUCUUGAUGAAUUUGAGGUGUAUCCUUCUCGAAUUCCAGAUCUUUCAUCUGUAAGCCCGUUGAUAGUAUCAGGGAGGUAUCAGGGGACAUUCCCUGAUACCCUUGCAGUUUCAGGAAUCUUUGCAGAUAUAAGCAAUUUUUCUGCAGACCUGAAAGUACACCAUGCAAAGGACAUACCUCUUCACAAGGUACAAGCAAAGCAAGAGAUUGAACUACUCACAGCAGAAGCCUGGUUUGCAGAAAAUAAGGAGCUUGAGACAAAGAUUGCAAAAUUGAGCCUUCAGAAUUCUGUAAUUUCUGAGUUCACUCAUUUACUCUUGCUUGAGACUGACACGGUGAACAAAAAACAGCAGGUUCCAAAGAAAGUUGAUCCUCAAAGAGCUGAAGAUCCAAAGGCUCGGAAAAUAAUAGUGAAACGGAACCUUGGAGUUGGUUUUGGCAACUUAACGGCUACAGCUGACAAUAUUCCGCCAGGAUCUGAUGAAACUAAACCUCCAGAAGCAGCUGAGCUUAUAGUAAAGGCAGCAUCUAACUGUUGUGGGAAACUCUGCGAUUACUGCUGCUGCAUGUGCUGUAUUAAAGUAUGCUCACGGUUGAAUGACCAGUGUGCAGUUGUCCUAACGCAACUCUGCGGUUCCUUGGCAUGCCUAGGCUGCUACAGUUGUUGUGGUGCAUGCUGCCCCGGGCAGGAUGGAUGAGAACUUAUCGCGUCUUGCAAU
This is a messenger RNA of Coffea eugenioides, 2410 nucleotides long. Its product is annotated as inter-alpha-trypsin inhibitor heavy chain H3. The record is from RefSeq and is a predicted model, not a curated record. Bases 140 to 2389 code for a protein of 749 amino acids. The transcript has 13 exons. NCBI's taxonomy places the organism in Eukaryota, Viridiplantae, Streptophyta, Magnoliopsida, Gentianales, Rubiaceae.